AUGUUUUGGCAAGGAUGGAGAACCAACACUACGAUAAUGACCAGUGGGCUUAUGAUCUUGUUGCAAAUAUUGACCAUCAACUUCCAAACUGUCAGGAGAGUCCGCAUGUAUGUUGCCAAGUAUUUUUUUUGUUUGUAUUUCCUUCUGUAUGACCAAUUAAUUUUCAUAUAUGUUGGAAAUUUGUCCCAGUUGGGUGGUCAUAAUGGGGUUGGCAAUGAGGGAGGGACUGACACCUCCAAUGCACCGGUUGUUGAUUUGGAAGAACAAACACCAAGGCAGUCUCGUAGGAAACCACCAACGGUCCUGAAGAAUGUCUCCAGAAGGGGAGGUGGUUUCACCAAAGAAGAAGAUGCAAUUAUCUGCUCUGCUUUCCUGAAUGUCAGUAAAGAUGCCAUUGUAGGAGUUAACCAGAGUAGUGGUGGAUACUACAAACGAAUGCAUGAAUUUUUCAAGGCCCACAAGCCACUUGGGUCCAACCGUAGCCAACUUGCAAUUAAAGGGCGAUGGGGGGUAAUCCAAAACGCUCUUAACAGGUUCUCUGGAUUUAAGUCAAUAAUUGAUCGAAGGAAUGAGAGCGGUAAGAAUGAGCAGGACAGGAUUGAUGAAGCUGUGAAGAUGUUCGAGGUGAAAGAGCCAUUCAGCUUCAUGCAUUGUUGGCGGAUUCUACGUGAGGAACCCAAGUGGAAUGAUCGGUUACUGGAAUUGAACAACACACCACCGGUACAUGUCGCCGAUAAUGGAAGCCCUAUGCAAGGCGAUACUUGCAAUGAAACAGAAGCUCCAGUCAGGCCAGGAGGGAGAGAUAAGGCAAAGAAGAAGAGAUCCAAUGCUCUGUUCGACACCUCAGAUUCAAGCACUGCGGUGGAGAUGUUGCAAGAGAUGACCACCAGCCGACAUGCUCGCUUGCAGAAACAAGAUGUGCAGAUGGCUGAAAUUCUUAGCAGGAAGGAUGAGAAAAUCAAGAUUCAGAAGGAGAUGCUUGAAAAUCAGAAGAGGGGAAUAGAACUGCGACAGAAGCAACAUGAAGAAAAUCUCUUGGCCACGCAGAAGAAUCAAGAAAUUAGGCUCAUGGAAUCAGAGGCUCAGCUAAUAAAUGUAGAGGCAGGGAUUAUGUCCACGGACCUAGAUAAGCUGGCACCUCAUAUUCGUGCCUACUACACUGGCAUGCAAAAGCGUAUAAUGGAACGUCGUGGAUUUGGGGGUUCAUCAAAAAAUUGA
Panicum virgatum (switchgrass) is the source of this 1218-nucleotide messenger RNA. RefSeq names its product glutathione S-transferase T3-like. The record is from RefSeq and is a predicted model, not a curated record. NCBI's taxonomy places the organism in Eukaryota, Viridiplantae, Streptophyta, Magnoliopsida, Poales, Poaceae. Bases 1 to 1218 code for a protein of 405 amino acids. The transcript has 2 exons.